This is a messenger RNA of Elaeis guineensis (African oil palm), 2275 nucleotides long. Its product is annotated as peptidyl-prolyl cis-trans isomerase CYP71. Gene Ontology annotation, biological process: protein folding; protein peptidyl-prolyl isomerization. The record is from RefSeq and is a predicted model, not a curated record. Gene Ontology annotation, molecular function: peptidyl-prolyl cis-trans isomerase activity; protein binding. Lineage: Eukaryota; Viridiplantae; Streptophyta; Magnoliopsida; Arecales; Arecaceae.
AAUUCGAAAAUCGGCAUCUAACGUUGGCCCCUGCAAGCGUACUUGCCUUCCUGCAUUUCUGUGGUACCAAAACCCUCACUCCCUUUAGAACCCUAGACUCGUCCUCUCUCCCUCGCAUAAGAUUUUCUUUCUAAACGACCAUCUCCACUCCUCUUGAUCUCUCCUCUUCCUUGCCGCUCGUCGAUCCUUUCCAAUGGCGGAGCACGAGAACGGGAAUCUAGCUGUGAAUCCACCGGAGAACGACGAGGAGGAGCCGAUAGUAGGCCCCGGCCCCGCCCCUCGCCCGCGUUCCAAGCGCCCUCUCCAGUUCGAGCAGGCCUUCCUCGAUGCCCUCCCCUGCGCUCACAUGUAUGAGAAGAGUUACAUGCAUCGAGAUGUGGUCACUCAUGUUGCUGUAUCGGCCGCAGACUUCUUCAUUACUGGAAGCAUGGAUGGACAUUUGAAAUUUUGGAAGAAGAAGGCUAUUGGAAUUGAAUUUGCUAAACAUUUCAGAUCUCAUCUUGGUCCUAUUGAAGGCCUGGCUGUUAGUGUUGAUGGUUUAUUUUGCUGUACAAUUUCUAAUGAUCGGUCGGUGAAGAUUUAUGAUGUUGUAAACUUUGAUAUGAUGGUGAUGAUGCAUCUUCCAUUUAUUCCUGGUGCGGUUGAAUGGGCUUAUAGACAAGGAGAUGUUAAAGCUAAGCUUGCAAUUAGUGACAGAAAUUCCUCCUUUGUUUACAUAUAUGAUGCACAUGCUGGUUCGAAUGAACCAAUCAUCUCGAGAGAGAUUCAUAUGGGACCAGUAAAAGUUAUGAAGUACAACCACAUAUAUGAUGUUGUGAUAUCAGCUGAUGCCAAAGGAGUCCUAGAAUAUUGGUCUCCCACUACACUCAAGUUUCCAGAGAAUAGUGUGAAUUUCAAGUUAAAAAUGGACACCAAUCUUUUUGAAAUUGCCAAGUGCAAGACCACUGUCUCUGCGAUUGAGGUGAGCCCAGAUGGCAAUCAGUUUGCUAUAACAUCUCCUGAUCGCAGGAUACGUGUCUUUUGGUUCAAAACGGGUAAACUGAGGCUUGUGUAUGAUGAAUCUCUUGAGGUGGCCCAAGAUUUACAAAGAAGUGGUGCUCCUUUAUAUCAGCUAGAAGCAAUUGACUUUGGGCGAAGAAUGGCUGUUGAGAAGGAAAUUGAGAAAACAGAAAGUGCUCCACAACCAAAUGCUAUUUUUGAUGAGAGCUCUAACUUUCUUAUUUAUGCAACUCUUCUGGGUAUAAAAAUAGUAAAUUUGCACACGAAUAAGGUGGCCCGAAUUCUUGGAAAAGUGGAGAACAAUGACAGGUUUUUAAGAAUUGCUUUAUAUCAAGGUGACAAGAGUAACAAAAAAGUUAGGAAGAUUCCUGCAGCUGCAGCAAAUGUCAAUGAGACCAAAGAGCCUUUGACAGAUCCUACACUUCUUUGUUGUGCUUUCAAAAAACAUCGUAUCUAUUUGUUCAGCCGAAGAGAGCCUGAAGAACCUGAAGAUGCAACAAAAGGAAGGGAUGUUUUUAAUGAAAAGCCACCUCCUGAGGAGCUUUUAGCGGUAUCUGAUAUAGGAAAAGCUGUCACAACAUCCCUUCCUGAUAGUGUGAUUUUGCACACAUCUCUUGGUGACAUUCACAUGAGACUGUACCCAGAAGAAUGCCCAAAAACUGUGGAGAACUUUACGACUCAUUGUAGAAACGGAUAUUAUGACAAUCUUAUCUUCCACCGGGUAAUCAAGGGAUUCAUGAUACAGACAGGAGAUCCUUUGGGAGAUGGCACUGGUGGGCAGUCUAUAUGGGGAUGGGAAUUUGAAGAUGAGUUUCACAAAAGCUUGAGGCAUGACAGACCUUUCACAGUAUCAAUGGCAAACGCUGGACCAAAUACAAAUGGUUCUCAGUUUUUUAUUACCACCGUGGCCACACCAUGGCUUGACAAUAAGCAUACUGUUUUUGGCCGAGUUGUAAAGGGGAUGGAUGUUGUUCAGGCAAUAGAGAAGGUAAAAACAGAUAAGAAUGACAAGCCAUAUCAGGAGGUCAAGAUCUUAAAUGUUACUGUUCCCAAUCCCUAAACUUCAUUAUCUUUUCCAUUGACGAUGAUGGUAUGUGUUUCUCUAAGUCUGUUGUUUGAAAUCUUGGCUUGUGACCCUAUUUCACAAGAUAAUCCAAUACUUUUCAAUUUUCUAUAUGGUUAUAGUUUAUAUUCUCAGUUAAGGCAUGUAUAAUUCUCGAAAGAAGGAAUGUAAAUUUAUUUCUUUGUUGGUCAAGUUUAAGGAUUUCCCUUGGUA